AGUCUUAAGAAAGAUUUGAUGGCAUGAAAAUGACAACGCACCAGCCGGAGCACUACAACAAUCUUCAGAAACUGUGUAGGAUCUGUGGCGAGCGUCGCAACAAAGGACGGCCCUAUCACAGUCAAACCUUUGAGACACAGAUUAAGGAGGUGUUCGGUGUUGACAUUUCGGACGACAGGACUGAUGUUCAUCCAAAGUACUUAUGUUUCAACUGUCAGUCCCAGAUAUCAGAACCAAGCAACAAAGUAAAAGAAAUAAUACCAGUCGAAUGGAAAGGACACGAUGAUGACGAUGAUUGCUUGGUUUGCGACAUUAAGGCGGUUGUUCGUCCUGAAUCUUUUGCUGUUCCUGAAAAACCUGCACCUAAACGCCGCAAAUCUGAAAUCAAGAUUACUGUUGUGAAAAAAGAGGCUGCAAUGAAGUUGAAAGAGUUGAACGAGCACAUAGUUUGCAGUAUAUGUAGCGGCUACAUUGUGGAUGCUACCACUGUCACAGAAUGCCUGCACUCUUUUUGUAAAUCGUGUUUAGUAAAACACCUGCAGACAAGACAAACCUGUCCCCAGUGUAAAAUCCUGAUCCACGAAACAGCUCCCAUGCAGUAUAUCGGGACUGACACAAAACUACAAGACGUAAUAAACAAGCUGGUACCUGGGCUGAUGGAGAGUGAGAUAAAGAGGCGGAAUGAUUUCUACGCUAACAGAGGAUUGUCAGUGCCUCUCAAUGGUAACAGCUCCCGUCCCAUAACUCCUAAUACCCAAGACUCAGAACCAGCCAAGUUUCCCCCGGAUGAUGGUAGAACGUGGUUCCAUACAAACGAUUUGAAAAUGUCUCUCUGUAUAGAGCCCGUUAAGAAGGAACUAUCAAUUCCGCAGAUGCCCAUGAAAUUCAUCCGCUGUUCCAUGAAACUCAAAGUGGAGCAUCUCACGAAGUACAUCAAACAAAAGACUCUAAUUUCAGACGAAAUAGAGUUGACUUGUAACAAGAAGACGCUCGCUAAUGAUGUUACAUUGGAGAAUGUUUGGCUGGAAACAUGGAAACGCAAGGAAGCCCCGAUGACCUUAUUUUACAACAAAAAGAAAUGAUGAUCACUAUAUUCUACCUUCGAAGAAAUGAAGUAUUAAUACUGACAUAACUGAUUGACGACUUGAAAACUCCAGCCGGACGAGUAUAAAGUAUAGAGAACUGUUGUGCCACCUUGCGGGACAAUUCGUGAAAUUAUCAAUAGCUUUUUACAUCCGAUUCUCUUUACCCGCAACAUUUAUUUCUAAUUCUUAAUCAUAUAUUGGUAAUAUCAUAUUAUGUUCAGUUCGAUUUGUUGAUUUUCUGCUUAGUGCAUAUGUAUCUUUGUUACUGAUAAUAUUGGUUAUUUA
Bolinopsis microptera is the source of this 1370-nucleotide messenger RNA. Its product is annotated as polycomb group RING finger protein 3-like. The transcript is spliced from 10 exons. The coding region runs from base 24 to 1082 and encodes 352 amino acids. Lineage: Eukaryota; Metazoa; Ctenophora; Tentaculata; Lobata; Bolinopsidae. The record is from RefSeq and is a predicted model, not a curated record. Gene Ontology annotation, cellular component: PRC1 complex. Gene Ontology annotation, biological process: regulation of transcription by RNA polymerase II.